Molecule: messenger RNA, 966 nt
Organism: Racocetra persica
Lineage: Eukaryota; Fungi; Glomeromycota; Glomeromycetes; Diversisporales; Gigasporaceae
Source: the annotation of a GenBank genome assembly
AAAUUAUUGGAUACAAUGUAUGAUAUUCCAAGAUUGGAAACUAUACAAUCAUUAUUACUUUUAAGUAUGUCUGAACUUGUUCCAUCAAGAUUCGAUAAUGGUUACAUGUUUCUUGGCAUGGCCAUUCAAAUGGCACAUCUGUUACGCAUAGAUGUAAUCGAUGAUUCUUUGGAUCCUGGUCAUACUUUAAAUAUAAAUAUAGCAAUAAAAGUAUAUAAUGUUGUCAAUUUCAUUAGAUGGCAUUCAUUCCUUUUAGCAAAACCUCCUGUGAUCGAUUUUGUGGCCAAUCGAGUUCCUUUACCAAAAUUAGCUUCAUUUUCUCAGUUAGUUAAGGAUCACUUUAUAGCGUUUGUAGAACUUUCUCAUAUUCUUGGACGUAUUUGGACUUUCGGUUAUUCUCCUAGUUCUAAACCUUCAUGUGAAGAUUGGCGCCAUCAUUUAGCAAAUCCUUUAAGUGAUCUUAUGAAAAUACGUUCUUCAUUAGCAAAUUGGUUAAAAAAAUUACCAAACACGUUACAAUACCUUUAUCUUCCUGCUACGGAUUUGAGAAGUAUUUAUCAACUAGCAAGCUUUUCGGAUUUUACCGGAUUUAUAAAUAUGCUUUUUCAUACUUGCAUAAUUCUUGUCCAUAAACUCUAUAUACCAAUACCUCAACCACAUACAAAUCAAAAUCAUAAAUCAUUACAACACAGUCCAAUUCAAAUUUGUCUCAAUUCAGCUAUCGCAAUUAUUGAUAUUGCAAAAACAACUCGAGAAUUCGACGCUGAUGCAUUUUAUCACUUUCUGUUUCCAGUAUAUUCAUUAUUACAAGCUACAACAAUACAACUCGUUAUUAUGAAUAUAUCAAAAGAAUAUGAAUCAUUAGUCAAAUUAACAUUAGAAAAUUCAAUCAAAGAAGUAAAAUUGAUUUCUAAACGUUGUGGACUUAGUGUAUUACAGGAUGCAGUAAAUGAAUUGGAAAAUAUU